This is a messenger RNA of Sparassis crispa, 4128 nucleotides long. RefSeq names its product Transposon Tf2-12 polyprotein. The transcript is spliced from 4 exons. The coding region runs from base 1 to 4128 and encodes 1375 amino acids. Lineage: Eukaryota; Fungi; Basidiomycota; Agaricomycetes; Polyporales; Sparassidaceae. Gene Ontology annotation, molecular function: nucleic acid binding. The record is from RefSeq and is a predicted model, not a curated record.
AUGGAGAUUGAUCCGGAAAUUCCACCCAGUUCUUCGGGCACUACUCCCGCAGCCGGUUCUGCCACCCCCACUCCUGCCGCUGCUUCCAGACACAGCGACGAGCGAAGGGUCCUUUGGUCUGCGGUCGCUGCGUUAGGUCGUCAUGCUGACCAAUUCCAUGAGUAUCAGAAUAUCACGCAGCGCGCGAUCGAGGCAGUCACCAACCGGCUCAAGACUAUGCAGCAGCCUCAGGCGACCCCCUCUGUGCCUACGAUACACUUCCGAGAGCCCCGCAUUUUCAACGGCAAGCCCGAGGAGGUUGUUCCUUUUUUGAAGGAAAUUCGGCACGCUGUUCAUUUACAGCGUCGGGGGUUGCUGAAGGACUACGACAAGGCAGUCUAUAUGGCUACCUACCUGAAGGAUGGAUCACCCGCGUCGUGGUUCAAUUCAAUUGAACAGUUCAACUCGGCCCUCCUCCAGGACUGGGACAGUUUUCUCGACGCUUUUCGUGAACGCUUCGAAGAUCCCGACCUCGUGACCUCUAGUCUUCACAAGCUCGAGAACCUUCGCCAGACUAGUUCGGCUGCUUCCUACUCCUCACGUUUCAAGGAGCUGCUUGUGUACCUUGACUUCUCUGACCAGACGAAGAUUCAGUACUUCCGCAGGAAUCUCAAGGAACCGGUUAAGGAUCUUUUCCUUACCGUUCAGCCCUCGACCAAUUUCGAGGACUUCGUUACUCAGUCUCAUUCUGAAAAUAUUUCUCUCGGUAUUGUUUCGGUUUCAUUUCCGGUUAUUCUUGGUUUGGAUUGGCUUCGUCGCCAUAAUCCUGUGAUUGAUUGGACUCGCAACCGCUUGGCACUCUCAUGCUGCGGUGCGAAUCCUUCUAACCCUGUUUCUGCACUCGGAAAAGGCUUUGGUCUUGCCCGCAUUUCUCCGUUAUCUAGUUCAGUUCAGUCUUUGUCCCCGACCGUGCUCGGUUUAGGCCUUGGUCUAGACGGGCACACCCUUGUACCUUUGUACCCAGAUUCCAUUGUCCGCUCAGAUCGAGCGCAAUGUUCCACGACUGCCCGAGGCAUUUCCUAUUUGGCUACCUUGGUUACGUCGCCUCUGUCUCCUUGUCGUGGUUCUAGCAUUGGCUCUGGUCAAACUGGAACACUUUCUGCUAUCUGGAGCAAACUCUGCUCACCCGUCGCGACUCCUGACCCUCCGCAUCCCUCUUUGAAUAUCGCGUUUGUUAACGCUCGCCGUUUUCAGAAAUACGCUAGAAAUGGCGAGACGGCUGCUAUUUGGUAUCACCCUAUCCGUUCUGAAGGGUAUAAUAUUGCUGCUGCUUCUCUCAAUUCUGACCCGCCUUGUGCUUCACAGUUGGCUCCUUUUUCAGAUUCUCCUGAUGAUGACCCGCUUGGUUACGUGCCCGAAAAAUAUCGUGACUGGGCUUCGGUCUUCACCGUGAAGGAUCUCAAGGAUCUUCCCCCCCAUCGACCAUAUGAUUGUACGAUUGAUGUCGACGAGGGAAAGACUCCGCCCUUUGGUCCGCUUUAUCAUCUUUCUCAGGAAGAACGUGCCGUUUUAUUUGAUUAUAUUGAGACUAACCUCAAAAAAGGAUUUAUUCGCAGAUCCAUGUCUCCAGCCGCUGCUCCCGUUCUCUUCGUCAAGAAGAAGACAGGCGAUUUGAGACUUUGUGUCGAUUAUCGCGGUCUCAACUCGAUGACGAAAAAGAAUCGCUACCCGCUUCCCCUCAUCGACGAUCUUCUCGACCGCGUGCAGGGCUGCAAGGUGUUUUCUGUCCUCGAUCUCAAGAACGCCUUCAACCAUGUGCGAAUCAAGGCCGGCGAUGAGUGGAAGACUGCUUUUCGGACUCAUCUAGGUCUAUUUGAGUACACGGUGAUGCCCUUCGGGCUCACCAAUGCUCCGUCCACAUUUCAGGCAUUCAUCCAGGACACGCUUCGUGACCUGCUUGAUGUCGUCUGUGUGGUUUACAUUGACGAUAUUCUUAUCUUUUCUCGCACCCAGGAGGAACACGAUCGACAUGUCCAGCUUGUACUCGAACAUCUGCACAAUGCCGGCCUCUACGCAAACACGAAGAAAUGCGAGUUUGACAAGUCGGAAGUCGAAUUCCUCGGGUACCUCCUUGGUGCGGAUGGUAUCAAAAUGCACCUGCGGAAGCUCGAGACGAUCGCCGAUUGGCCUUGCCUGUGCUCUGUCAAAGACGUGCAAUCUUUCCUUGGCUUUACUAAUUUUUAUCGUCGUUUUAUUGAUGGGUAUGCGCAUAUUGUUUUACCUUUGAAUUCUCUUACUCGAGAAAACCGUCCGGAUCCUUUUAUUUUUGGUCCCGACACUAUUGCUGCUUUCGAAAAAUUGAAACGCGUAUUUACCUCUUCCCCUUUGCUUCGCCAUUUUAAUCCAGCUCUCCCUUCUACUCUGUCUACUGAUGCUUCCGAUUUUGCGAUUUCUGGUAUACUUCACCAGCCUGACCCGCAAGUUUUCUUACACCCCGUUGCAUACUACUCUCGUAAGCUGUCUUCUUCCGAAAUUAACUAUGAAAUAUAUGACAAGGAGCUCCUUGCGAUAGUGGAUUCCCUUCGCGACAUGCAGGCCUGGCUAAUCGGCACUCCUGUGCCAAUUGCGGUUGUUUCUGAUCACAAAAAUCUUGAAUAUUUUAUGACCUCGCGCAUCCUUAAUCAGCAUCAAGCGCGCUGGUCUAUGUUUCUUUCCGAAUUUAAUUUUCGUCUUGACUAUGCUCCUGGCUUGAAAAACCCUGCAGAUGCUCCCUCGAGGCAUCCUGACUACGCGCCUCGAGAGGGGGAUGACGUCCUCUGCCUGCAGCAAAAAACUCUGCUGACUCCAGUCCAUACCGAGCGACUUUUUCCAAUUUCUCAUCCAUCCACUUCGUCGUCCACCCCUCCCGGUGUUUCCCAUUCGAUCUCAGCCCUAUCGACUCUCGCCAUUAACAAUUCGGAGCUCCUGGAGCAAUUCAAAACUGUGAUCUGCGACGAUUCCGAAUGGCCAGAGGCGAUCGCUCGAGGAGACCAAGACUUUGAGCUUCAGGGCAAUCUGGUAUUCCAUAAGGCUUAUCACCCCCGUACUGAUGGACUUACCGAGCGCAUGAACCAGACACUCGAGAUGUACCUGCGCGCGUACUCCUCAUACCAGCAGGACGAUUGGGUCGACUAUCUACCGCUCGCCGAGUUUGCCUUCAACAACCACGUCAACUCCUCUACCAAUCAGACUCCGUUCUUCGCCAACCUUGCCUACCACCCGACAUUCGAGCCUCGCCUCUCUUACCAUUCCACUGUCCCUGCUGCCGCGGAUCUUGCUUCAUGCCUGGAUCGCCUUCACGACGAACUAUGUGCGGAGCUGAAGGAGUUUUCUCCCGGCCAACUCGUUUGGCUCCUCCGGUGCAACAUCAAGACGAUGCAACUGAGCGACAAGCUUGACCAUCGCAAGCUCGGUCCGUACCCUGUCAUCUCCGCCGUCACCGAUUCCGACUCCUACUUACUCAAACUCCCAUCUUAUCUUUCCCGUCUUCACCUCGUUUUUCAUGCCUCGCUUCUUGAACCUUAUUCUGACCCUUCCGAAUUCCAUCCCCAUGCCUCUCCCGAGCCCUUCAAUCUUGACGAUGCCGCCAAUGCUAUUCAAGCUGUCCUCGAUUGCCGCAAACUCGGCCAACGGUACGAGUACCUCGUACACUGGAACCAUUUGUCGCACGAUGAAGACUCGUGGAUUCCACUCUCCGACAUUCCCACCACCCAGAAUGAGCUUUUCGAGCGUUUCCAUUGCCGCCACCCACGUUGUCCUCACCCACACCGCUUUAUUAUUGAUCGCGUCAUGCCGGUUCCUUCGUUUACAGAUAUUUCUACUUCUCUACAGAAACCUUCCGUGCCCUCCUUGUCCCCAGCUGAAGAACAUGCUGAAGAACAUGCCUCCGUGCCCGCUGUCACUCCUCCCACGCCUCAUCCUGCUGAUGAACCCGCUGCCCAUGCUCCUCCCGUGCCCGUCCCCCGCGCUCCUGCCAUACCCGCUGCUGCCCCGCGACCUUCGUCGCCCCCGCCGGUGCGUCAAAAUCUGCGCCACAUCUACGAGCCGCCGUCGCAAACAACGACACACUCUGGUCGCGUUUCCCGACCCGCGCAGUGUUAUGAUCGCUGA